UUGUUUUUCGUCUUUAAUAUUUACAGACCUGAGAGAAAGAGGGAAGAACAGAGGCAAACGAAGAGACAUCUGCGAAAUUUGCCGCCAAUUCGUAUCAAUUCGACCAGCUUUGGUUUUGUAGGUAUGGAAAAUGUGGUUGCAACUGUUAGUGGUUAUCAUGGCGCUGAGAGGUUCAAGCUCAUCAAGCUUAUCUCCCAUUCUGGAGCGAGUUAUGUAGGGGCAAUGUCAAGAUCCAUUACACAUUUGGUGUGUUGGAAAUUCGAGGGCAAAAAGUACGAUCUUGCUAAGAAAUUUGAUAUAAAAGUUGUAAAUCAUCAAUGGGUGGAAGAAUGCAUUAGGGAAGGGAGACGAGUCCCCGAGGCGCCUUACAUGUCUGAAAGUGGGGAAGAGGUUGGACCUUUGAUGAUUGAACUUCCUGAGGAAACUAAAGUUACUAAGAAAGUGAAUAAGGCUGCUGACACUUUUGAUAAAUACUUUGGUAAUGGUCAAGAAAGCAGGACUGGAUCCACUUCUGAGCUUGCCACUUGGAUGGACUCUGUCUUGUUGAAAGAGAAAAAUACAGUAUCAAACAGACACUCAGUGCGAUUAAGAACAAAGAGGCCGAGCAAUAUUUUUGAAGACAAGGAAAACACAAGCGUGGCGGAAUCUUCAGGGAAAGGAAAGAGGCGGUUAGUAAAGAAACGUUCUUACAGAAACCUUAUCGACCUUGAAUCUGAUGAUGACUGUCUUGACAAUUCUGAUGAGAACCGAAACAAGACUCAGGAUCCUAGAGAGCCUAAUGAUGAAAAUGUGAGGGAAUGGGUUUUAGAACCAGGAGAAACAUCAGCUCUUCCACAUACUGGAGGCUCUGAAAUACAAAACUGGGAUGUAGAUGAAAUAGAGGAGUCUGAGCAUUGGAAUCACACAGCUGUUUUUAAACGCCCGAAAACAUCUAGCGCAGAGAGAAAACCGCAAGAUGAUGAAUUAAACUUCGACAAACCCGAUUCACGAGAAGAAGAGACAGAAGCAUCUAAGAUGGUUUCCGCGCAGGUUUCUUGUAUCAUAUGCUGGACCGAGUUCAGUUCCACUAGAGGCAUUCUCCCUUGUGGCCACAGGUUUUGUUAUUCAUGCAUCCAGACAUGGGUAGACCGUUUGGUUUCAGAAAGAAAGAAGACAACAUGUCCAUUGUGCAAGUCCAGCUUCAUCACCAUCACAAAGAUAGAAGACGCUGGAUCUUCCGAUCAAAAUAUAUAUUCACAAACAGUCCCUGACCCAUCUUCAACAAACAACACUCUUGUAGUACUCCCUGAAGAAGAUAGACAAGGUUUCAAUCCACUGUCUCGAGCCUCAGCUUGCAGCAGAUGUUACCUCAGUGAGCCAGAGGAUCUUCUCAUCAGAUGCCACCUCUGCAAUCUCCGGCGAAUACAUACAUAUUGUUUAGACCCUUAUCUGGUUCCUUGGACCUGCAACCAUUGCAAUGAUCUUCAGAUGCUUUACCAGCGUCGUGCAUACUAG
Eutrema salsugineum is the source of this 1494-nucleotide messenger RNA. RefSeq lists its product as uncharacterized. The record is from RefSeq and is a predicted model, not a curated record. Lineage: Eukaryota; Viridiplantae; Streptophyta; Magnoliopsida; Brassicales; Brassicaceae. Gene Ontology annotation, molecular function: metal ion binding. Bases 124 to 1494 code for a protein of 456 amino acids. The transcript is spliced from 7 exons.